AUGGCGCGUACUAAGCAAACAGCCCGCAAGUCAACCGGUGGCAAGGCCCCUCGUAAGCAACUCGCCACCAAGGCAGCUCGCAAGUCGGCACCCGUGGCUGGUGGUGUAAAGAAGCCUCACCGUUACAAGCCUGGUACGGUGGCUCUCCGUGAAAUUCGUCGCUACCAGAAGAGCACGGAGCUUCUGAUCCGCAAGCUUCCUUUCCAGCGUCUCGUUCGUGAGAUUGCUCAGGACUUCAAGACCGACCUUCGCUUCCAGUCGUCGGCCAUCGGUGCUCUGCAGGAGGCCAGCGAGGCUUACCUCGUGUCGCUCUUCGAAGACACCAACCUGGCUGCUAUCCACGCCAAGCGUGUGACAAUCCAGCCCAAGGACAUUGCUCUGGCGCGUCGUCUUCGCGGUGAGCGCUCGUAA
Malassezia restricta is the source of this 411-nucleotide messenger RNA. Its product is annotated as histone H3. Gene Ontology annotation, molecular function: structural constituent of chromatin; protein heterodimerization activity; DNA binding. NCBI's taxonomy places the organism in Eukaryota, Fungi, Basidiomycota, Malasseziomycetes, Malasseziales, Malasseziaceae. The transcript has 2 exons. Bases 1 to 411 code for a protein of 136 amino acids. The record is from RefSeq and is a predicted model, not a curated record. Gene Ontology annotation, cellular component: nucleosome.